CUCUUCCCGCAACCCCAGCUCCCCAAGCCCAGCCCUGACCCAGAGAGCAGUCUGAUUUGGAAGCUGGAGGAUAGAGCCAUGUAAGGUCUGUGUAUAUCACUGCAGCCAGCUCAGACCCGCCUCCCGAGCCCUGGCUCCAGCCUCCCUCCUCCUCCCCACCCUCCGCUCCACAGCCAGCCGGAGAGGAGUCCGCUUCUGGUAGAAGCCUGUCAGUCUUCAAGGAACAAUGACCCAGAAGACCACCCUGGUGCUUCUUGUGCUGGCUGUUAUCACCAUUUUUGCCUUGGUUUGUGUGUUGCUAGCUGGCAGGAGUGGAGAUGGGGGUGGACUGAGCCAGUCUCCCCACUGCCCCUCUGUUCCUCCUAGUGCCCAGCCCUGGACACACCCUGGCCAGAGCCAGCUGUUUGCAGACCUGAACCCCGAGGAGCUGGCAGCUGUGAUGAGCUUUCUGACCAAGCACCUGGGGCCAGGGCUGGUGGAUGCAGCUCAGGCUCGACCCUCGGACAACUGUGUCUUCUCAGUGGAGCUGCAGCUACCUGCCAAGGCUGCAGCCCUGGCCCACCUGGACAGAGGGGGCCCCCCACCGGCCCGGGAGGCCCUGGCCAUCAUCUUCUUUGGUGCACAACCCCAGCCCAAUGUGAGUGAGCUGGUGGUGGGUCCCCUGCCUCACCCCUCCUACAUGCGGGAUGUGACUGUGGAGCGUCACGGUGGUCCCCUGCCUUAUUAUCGGCGUCCUGUGCUGGCCAGAGAAUAUGAAGAUAUCAACCAGAUGAUCUUCCACAGAGAACUACCCAAGGCUUCUGGGCUCCUCCAUCACUGUUGCUUCUACAAAAAACAGGAGCAUAACUUGGUAGCAAUGACCACAGCCCCCCGUGGCUUGCAAUCAGGGGACCGGGCCACCUGGUUUGUCUUGUAUUACAACCUCUCAGGAGCUGGGUUUUACCUACACCCCAUUGGCUUGGAGUUGCUGGUAGACCACAAGGCCCUGGAUCCUACCCUGUGGACCAUCGAGAAGGUGUUCUAUCAAGGCCGCUACUACGAGAGUCUGACUCAGCUGGAGGACCGGUUUGAGGCCAGUCUGGUGAAUGUGAUGUUAAUCCCAGACAAUGGCACAGGUGGGUCCUGGUCCCUAAAAUCUUCAGUGCCACCAGGUCCAGCACCCCCUCUGCAGUUCCAUCCCCAGGGACCCCGCUUCAGUGUCCAGGGGAGCCAAGUGACCUCCUCAUUGUGGACUUUUACUUUUGGCCUUGGAGCUUUCACGGGGCCAAGGGUCUUUGAUAUCCGCUUUCAAGGUGAGAGGGUGGCCUAUGAAAUCAGUGUCCAGGAGGCCAUAGCCCUGUAUGGUGGCAACACCCCAGCAGCAAUGCUGACCUGCUAUAUGGAUGGUAACUUUGGCAUUGGCAAGUACUCUACCCCCCUGACCCGUGGAGUGGACUGCCCUUACCUCGCCACCUAUGUGGACUGGCAUUUCCUUCAGGAAUCUCAGGCCCCCAAGACACUACGUGAUGCGUUUUGUGUGUUUGAACAGAACCAGGGCCUCCCACUACGGCGACACCACUCAGAUUUCUACUCCUACUAUUUUGGGGGUGUGGUUGAGACGGUGCUUGUGGUCAGAUCCGUGUCAACCUUGCUCAAUUAUGACUAUGUGUGGGACAUGGUCUUCCACCCCAACGGGGCCAUAGAAGUCAAAUUCCACGCCACCGGCUACAUCAGCUCAGCGUUCUUCUUCGGUGCUGGUGAGAAGUUUGGGAACCAAGUUGGGGAGCACACACUGGGCACGGUGCACACCCACAAUGCUCACUUCAAAGUGGACCUGGAUGUGGCAGGGAUGAAGAACUGGGCCUGGGCAGAGGACAUGACCUUUGUCCCCACCAAUGUACCUUGGCAUCCUGAGUACCAGAUACAGAGGCUACAGGUGACUCGGAAGCUGCUGGAGACAGAAGAAGAGGCUGCCUUCCCCCUGGGUGGUGCCACCCCACGCUACCUGUACCUGGCUAGUAACCACAGCAACAAGUGGGGUCAUAGGCGAGGCUACCGCAUCCAGAUACUCAGCUUUCCUGGGGAGCCCCUGCCCCAGAAAAGCUCCAUAGAGAAAGCCUUCAGCUGGGGGAGGUACCGCUUGGCCGUGACCCAGAGAAAGGAGGAGGAGCCUAGUAGCUCGAGCAUCUUCAACCAGAAUGACCCGUGGACCCCCACUGUGGACUUCACGGACUUCAUCAACAAUGAGACCAUUGCUGGCGAGGAUUUGGUGGCCUGGGUGACAGCUGGGUUUUUGCACAUCCCACAUGCAGAAGAUAUUCCCAACACGGUGACUGUGGCGAAUGGCGUGGGUUUCUUCCUCCGACCCUACAACUUCUUUGAUGAGGACCCCUCCUUCUACUCCGCCGAUUCCAUCUAUUUCCGGGAGGACCAGGAUGCCAGGGCCUGUGAGGUCAACCCCCUGGCUUGCCUGUCCCAGGCUGCCACCUGUACCCCUGACCUCCCUGCUUUCUCCCAUGGGGGUUUUGCUCAACACUAAGCGUCUCCCUGGAUGGACAGUUUAGCCAAGGGCUGGGGAGCAGAGCAGCAGCUGAGCAGUGCACAGGGCAAUCUGGUUCCCUCUUCUGUCCCCAUAUCUCUGAUGUCCCCUCUCUGUUCUGCUCC
Molecule: messenger RNA, 2643 nt
Organism: Acomys russatus (golden spiny mouse)
Lineage: Eukaryota; Metazoa; Chordata; Mammalia; Rodentia; Muridae
Gene: Aoc3
Product: amine oxidase copper containing 3
Exons: 4
Coding region: 227-2518 (763 amino acids)
Biological process (GO): amine metabolic process; response to antibiotic
Cellular component (GO): endoplasmic reticulum; plasma membrane; early endosome
Molecular function (GO): quinone binding; primary methylamine oxidase activity; copper ion binding
Source: RefSeq, a predicted model, not a curated record